Molecule: messenger RNA, 435 nt
Organism: Amyelois transitella
Lineage: Eukaryota; Metazoa; Arthropoda; Insecta; Lepidoptera; Pyralidae
Gene: CPR82
Product: cuticle protein 8-like
Exons: 3
Coding region: 1-435 (144 amino acids)
Cellular component (GO): extracellular matrix
Source: RefSeq, a predicted model, not a curated record
AUGAUGUUUAGAGUGCUGUCCGUCUGCCUGCUGAUGUCAGCCUGCCAGGCGAUCUUCCCGUUCCACCACCACCACCAUCACCACCACCCCGCGAUCUCCCACCAGGACUUCCAGAAGCACGAUGGCCACCACCACCCAGUUCAUCACCAUAUCCCCAUUCACCACCACAUCCCGAUUCAUCACCCAAUCCCCAUUCAUCACCCGAUCGAGCCUAUUCAUCAUCACGUGCCUAUCCACCAUGCGCCUAUUCAUCAUGAUCACUAUGCCUUCCCAGAAUACAAGUUCUCGUACUCCGUGCACGACCACCACACCGGGGACGUGAAGUCGCAACACGAGCUCCGGCACGGGGACGUGGUGAAGGGCGGCUACGAGCUGGUGGAACCCGACGGCAGGUUCAGGAAGGUGGAGUACAAGGCGGACGAUCACACCGGGUAA